Molecule: messenger RNA, 489 nt
Organism: Neltuma alba
Lineage: Eukaryota; Viridiplantae; Streptophyta; Magnoliopsida; Fabales; Fabaceae
Exons: 1
Coding region: 1-489 (162 amino acids)
Molecular function (GO): nucleic acid binding; RNA-DNA hybrid ribonuclease activity
Source: RefSeq, a predicted model, not a curated record
AUGCCAAUUGCAGUGGUGGAGAGAUCUUUGACUUGGGAGAGACCAACAAAAGGGGUGGUGAAAAUUAACAUAGAUGGGGCCUUCUGUAGUAAAGACAUGAUUGCUGGUGUUGGGGUGAUAGGAAGAGACAGUAAUGGCAGAUACUUGGGCAGCCUUGGUAUGAUUAUUGAUGCAAGGUCUGCUUUCAUGUCUGAAUGUAGAGCCUUACUUGAAGCUUUGAAAAUGAAAGAUAUAUUUUGUGAUGGAGAGGUGAUAAUUGAGACAGACUGUUUGGAACUGUAUAGAAGAGUAAGAAGUAGGAACUUGGAUGGAUGCGAUUGGAAGUGUGUGGAAAUGAUGCAGGAGUGUUUAGAGUUAGGGGAUAAGACAGACAGAUGGUCAAUAGCCUUGGUAGCUCGUGGGGACAAUAGUGCUGCAGACUUUUUAGCAGCACAAGCUAUGAGGAGAAUGGUACGCAAGGAUGGCUUGAUAAGCCACCACCUCCUCUGA